Messenger RNA from Trichogramma pretiosum, 3062 nucleotides. RefSeq names its product zinc finger protein 782-like. The record is from RefSeq and is a predicted model, not a curated record. Lineage: Eukaryota; Metazoa; Arthropoda; Insecta; Hymenoptera; Trichogrammatidae. Gene Ontology annotation, cellular component: nucleus. The transcript has 5 exons. Gene Ontology annotation, molecular function: RNA polymerase II cis-regulatory region sequence-specific DNA binding; zinc ion binding; DNA-binding transcription factor activity, RNA polymerase II-specific. The coding region runs from base 167 to 1786 and encodes 539 amino acids.
AAGGAAAGAAAAAGAAGAAGCAUAACGAAAAGGAUGAAGUCGUGCCUGGUGAAACUGGUGCCUGGACGUCGUAUAGAUCUGGAGCCUAAUCAUCGUCAUCGUCAUCAAUGAUUACAUCGAAUUUCGGCAAUUAUUGUAAUAAAAACUUGUCAAUUGCUCGAUCCAAAUGCAGACGCAUCGCCAGCGAGAGGAGUUGGAUUCCGAGGAGAUAAGAACAGCUUCCGACGACGAGGACAGCGACGAAGACAACGAAGACGAAGAAGAGAACGAGCCAAUCGUCAUUCGCUGCAGAAUCUGCGCCCAAGUCCUGCCGGCUGACUCGCUCGACGCGGCGAUCUGCCUUUUCGAUGAGAAAAAUGAAGAGAAGGAAGAGGACGAGGCGAAAAAGGAGUGCAGCGAUCUUCAAAGUCGCAUUCUCAAGUACCUACACAUAAGGAUAUCUCCCGACGACCGACUGACGAAAAUGGUCUGCGCGACUUGCGUCGAUAAGCUCGAGAUGAUACACGACUUCGCCACCAAGGCUCUGGAGAGUCAGGAGAAGCUACGCGCCGAAUUGUCCUCCAAGAGAUCUUCGGCGAGUUCGCAGCAGCAAGUGGACGAUCGGCCGACGACCGACGACGAUUACCUCCACGUCGCGCGACAGGAUAAUAAAAACUUGUUACACACGAUGUUGACCCAGAAGCUGAAAGGGGCCAAGAACAAGAAGAAGGAAGAAGCUGAGGAGGCUGCUCCGAAAAAUCGCCAAAGAACCCCGAGUACCGAAGAGAUGGAGGUGAAGAUCGAUCCCAUGUUGUUUCUCCAGUGUGCCCUGGAGUGCUCUCUAUCCGACGAGAAUUCCGAACUAUCUAAUGAUUAUUCGUCAGAGCGGCGAGAAGCAGAAACAGCGACCGACAAUCAUCAUCGAGCUUUCGCGAUCGGGCCAACGAGCAAGAAAAAGGCCUGCCGUGGUAUCGAUAAGAAGAGCAAUUUUCUUGAUGUCGACGACGACGAUGACGACGACGAGAAAAAUUUCGACAGCAUCGAGGAGAUCGUCGACGACAGCGGCGACGAUCGCAACUCAUCGUCGAGAUCGGCCGAUCGUCGACAACACGUCUGCAAGGUCUGCGCAAAGUCCUACGGCUCGCAGCUGGCCCUGCAGAAUCAUCUCUGGUCGCAUCUGCCCACGGACCAGAAGGACAUCGAGCAUCGUCAUAAUCGUCAACAUCGUCGCUUCGCCGACGUCGUCAACGGAUCGUCGCAGUCGUCGCUACCACAGCCUCGUGGCUCCGACGACGACGAAUUAUUAGCCAGCGGCGCACGAAUUCUAGAUACCGCGAACGAGACGGACUGCUUCAUCUGUCCGAUUUGCGGAAAAAAGAUCUCCACCAAGGGAAAUUUAAAGGUACAUCUGGAGACGCACAGGCCUAAGGGAAAGCACGGCUGCGACAUCUGCGGCAGGAUCUUCAAGACGCAAUCGAAUCUGUUCCGUCACAAGGAGUACCACAGCGGCGUGCAGUUCCCCUGCUCGGUCUGCGGCCGCGUCUACCCGACCAACUCGACUCUGCGCGCCCACAGCAUCACCCACUCGGACCUGCGCCCGCACGCCUGUCCGCUCUGCGACAAGACCUUCAAGCGCAAUCAGGAUCUCAAGUUUCACAUCAAUCAGCACACCGGGGCGCGUCCCUAUCGCUGCCCCUACUGCCCCAAGGCGUUCGCCAGCUCGGGCAACUGUUUCUCGCAUCGCAAGCGCAUGCAUCCGCGCGAGGUCAAUCGGGAUCGGCAGCGAGCCGCCGAUCUCAUGAGAUGAGCCGAGCUGGCGGCCCGCGAGACAUCGACCCGUUGAGCAGGAGUAAAACAGCUCGUGGACCAUCAGUGAUAGAAAAUAAUUAAGCAACGACGAUUUUCAUAUCUGUGUGUAACGAAAGGAUAGCCACCCUGUGAUAAUUUAAUUACUUCGUACUACAUACUUCUCUUGUAUUUAAUAGAAAAACCUUCCAAUAUGUCUGGACCAUUUUCCUAUAUCUAUUGUAUAGAAAAACGGGAAUAGAUGAACAAGCAUGUGAUGUACAAUUAAUGUUAGGUAAUUAGCUAAAUACAUAAAUGAAAUUGGCGUUUAAGCGAACAAUUAUCGAUACAGUCGUAUUGAUUAUUAACUUGUAGGACUGUACAUAAAUACUUUUCGAAAAUCACAAUACGAGCUUUCAACGGCGAAACAUAUCGUUGUCGUUUAUUUAUAUAGAAAAACAAAUGUUUUGUAAAAUCAGAAAAUCUCGCGCAGACUGUAAAUUAAACGUUGUACGUGUAAUCUUUGUGUACUCGCGAAACUGCGGUGCAAAUAAUGGCACGACUUAAUUAAUGAGAGAGAAAAGUAACAUUUGCUUUUUAAUGCAUUGUCCUUCGUGAUGAAUGUAGGCAAUUUUGUAUAAUGUACAAGCGGCCAAUUAAAAAUUUUUAAAUUAUUUUACUCGCAUUCGUUGAAAAAACUUCCCGAGGAUAUGAAAGAAAAAUUAUCAAGCAGAAGAAAUUAAUUAAAACGUGAUAUAAAAAAUAUAUAGUAUUUAAUGUCCGAGAGUGAACUCGUUACAAGCACAUAAACGUAUAAUUAUAUUUAUUACAAUGUAUAAUGUUUUUAUAAAUAAUAUUCUUCGUCGAUAGUUUAUUAAUCAUAAUCAAGGCUGUAAAAGCAAAAAUAACAACAAAGUUUACUCGAGAAGAGAAUACAUUCCUUCAAAAAUCGUCACUCAUAAUAUUGUACACCGGUGUGCGUUUGCAAAGAUUAUUUAUUAUCGUAAAAAUGGUUUUUACUUGCGUACAGGUUUUAUCGUUGGUUCGUAUAAUAUUAUACAUGAAAAUAUAUUACGUUGUUUACUCGCUGAUAUCGCGGCUCGCAAAAGUUCACCGAUUAUUGAAUUAACCGAUAGUCGUUAUGUGCGUAUGUCUAUAAUAACGAUGGCAAAAUCAGCGAUCAAUAAUACAUAUUAUAACAAUAUAAAUAUAUCUAUUAGUAUACAGAGACAAAGCGGAGUAUGCGAUUGUGAUUUUAUUUGAAAACUACACGACGACAAUGGGGAGUCCAGGAGAAA